Messenger RNA from Pyrus x bretschneideri (Chinese white pear), 1506 nucleotides. Its product is annotated as zinc-finger homeodomain protein 1-like. Gene Ontology annotation, biological process: regulation of developmental process; regulation of DNA-templated transcription. The transcript has a single exon. NCBI's taxonomy places the organism in Eukaryota, Viridiplantae, Streptophyta, Magnoliopsida, Rosales, Rosaceae. Gene Ontology annotation, molecular function: transcription cis-regulatory region binding; DNA-binding transcription factor activity. Bases 201 to 1040 code for a protein of 279 amino acids. The record is from RefSeq and is a predicted model, not a curated record. Gene Ontology annotation, cellular component: nucleus.
UUUGCAGGGAGAGAGGUGGUGAGGGGAGUGAGACAAUACAAAAUUUACACCUCACACACACACACACACACACUCUCUUUCUCUCUCUCCCCUAACUCACUCACCCCUCUCUUUAUCUUCUUCUUUCUGGGUUGAUACUCUUUUAUUAAUCAGUGGGGUUUUUCUGUUUUUCUCUGAUUUUAAUCAGUUGAUUAAUUGGGAUGGAGUUUGAGGAUCAAGAGGAGCACGAAGAGGAGAUGGAGAUGACGGCGAAUUACGACUCGCUUGGCAACUCCGUCGGAGGCCGAGUCAAAAUGUCGAGUUCUGGACCAGAUGGUUUGGCGCUAGCAGCAGCAGCAGCUGCAGCUGCGGCGGCGACUCAGCAGCAGCAGCAACCGAGGAAGGCUGUGAGGUACAGAGAGUGCUUAAAGAACCACGCCGUGGGGAUUGGAGGCCACGCGCUGGACGGGUGCUGCGAGUUCUUGGCGGCUGGCCCGGAGGGCACGCUCGACGCGCUCAAGUGCGCCGCCUGCAACUGCCACCGCAACUUUCACCGAAAGGAGGGUGACCCGCCCGGACACGGUCUCGGAGUCUUAACCGACGCGUACGGGCAGCUGGUACCGCACCACGGGCAGCAACACCACCCCCAUUUCUCGCCGUACUACCGGACUCCAGCUGGGUAUCUACACGUGGCGGCGCACCACAGGCUGCUGGCUUUGCCGGCGACUUCGGGAGGGGGAGGGACCCACAGCGGGGGGCAAGAGCAGGAUGACGACGUGUCAAAUCCCAGCGGGGGCGGGGGCGGUGGCGGAGGGAGUGGGGGUUUGGGAAUGGGGAUGGGUAUGCACGGAACGGCGUCGUCGGGGAAGAAGAGAUUUAGGACAAAGUUCAGUCAGGAGCAGAAAGAGAGGAUGUUGAGCUUGGCGGAGAGGCUGGGGUGGAGGAUUCAGAAGCAGGACGAACCGGCGGUUCAGCAGUUCUGCAACGAGACCGGAGUGAAUCGCCACGUGCUCAAGGUUUGGAUGCAUAACAACAAACACACUCUGGGUAAGAAACCCUAGCUACUUAGCUAGCUGAGUUUAUAUGCUUAUAACUUAAGCACAAAACAAAACAAACCCCGAAAACCAAACAAUGAACAUGAACAAGAACCCACAACAAGUACAUCGUCGUUGUCGUUGUUUGAUCUCUUCUCAUAUUUUGUAUUUAUUAUAAUUGAGCUAGCUAGCAUGUGGUAGUGGUAUUUUAUCAGUUAUGGGCCAUUCUUCUAAUGUUUUGGUCAAGAAAAUGAUGAAUGUGCCUGCAGCUGACUUUGUUGAGAAAAAAUCUACUACUUUUUCUCCGGAUUUUAGUGUUUUAGCUAGGGUUUCGUUUAGUUUAAUUGGGUAGCUAGUCGUUGUAGUGGAUCAUCCGUGUUAUUUGAACACUUGAUUUAGAUGAAUGUUGCCCUUUAAUUUGAACAUUUCAUCAGUACUGCAUGUAAAGUAUUUAUCUAAAUUUGUUCAUCUAGCUAGCAAUGGGUUAAUACUA